AUGAGCGCCCCUCCUGUGAGCCACGGAAGAGGAGGUCAGGGCAAUGUGUACCCAGAUGAUACCAAGUACACAGAUGGCGAAGUCGUCCGUGAGGGAGAGGCUGGCACCGGUGUGAGCACCGGCCGAGGAGGCGCUGCCAACAUCACGGACUCCAAUGCAGCCGUUCCCAGGACGGACAAAGAGGUUGUGCCAGAAGCGGCCAUCAGGCCUUCAACCGAGGAUACGGACCACCACACUGGCAGGGGCGGCGAGGGAAAUGUCCACCACGCCCACAAGGAGGGUGGGGAAGACGGCACUCACAAGGGUUUGGCGGAUAAGCUGAAGGCCAAGGUCUUGGGCGUUUUCAAGAAGUAG
Molecule: messenger RNA, 354 nt
Organism: Diaporthe amygdali
Lineage: Eukaryota; Fungi; Ascomycota; Sordariomycetes; Diaporthales; Diaporthaceae
Exons: 2
Coding region: 1-354 (117 amino acids)
Source: RefSeq, a predicted model, not a curated record